UAUUGUAUAACUUAGUAAACAACCUGACAAUAUAGGCUGACCUGUCGUGCCGCAGCACAAGAGCAGAUGUAGGAACCAUCUUCACCCAGAGUAAUUUUGUUACGCUGAAGUAUGUCACCGAUGAAUGGAGUCAGAGUGGAAAUGGUUUCAAGUUAAUUAUUACUGCCUUUAAGGACUCAGCUAUUGGAUGUCGAGAUUUCCGAUGUCUAAACAACUUCUGUAUAUCACAGGAGUUAAUGUGUGAUGGUGUGAACCACUGUGGUGACAACAGUGAUGAAACAAGCCAUGCUGAUUGUGUAGACAAAACUACAACUGGUCAAAUCAUGGGAUUAGGAGUGAGCAUUUUUGUUGCCAUCAUAGUUAGCAUAAUAAUCGUCUGUUUCAUCUGUGUAGUAGGCAUUGCAAUUUGCUUGUGUCGCCGACAAGGACAGCACCAACAAGGUGCUCUUCAGCAUCGCCAGCAUGCUCCACUUCAUCCACUUGGAAGUCAUCCUCAUUAUCCUAUGGGGAGAAGUUUCAGUCUGACACCAGUAGAUGGCUCUAUUGUCUCUCCCGUGCCUGCCCCUCAGCAGCCCAGACCCGCUACAGUACCCCGCCCGAGAGACUUGGAGAGAAACCACCACCAUACCCAGGAAACGUGUAUUCCCCUGCCACAGGGAUCAGCUAUGACGUGCCCCAUGAAAGCCUCUACUAUCCCACAAAGUGAGAACUGGCUUGUAUAGGAAAUGGGAACAACUGCAGCACCAUCAAGUUUAUCAGGAAUGGUUUGUGUAAGUGUAUUUUCAUUGUGUGAGAAAGAGGAAGUGAUAAUUGCAACGAUGAAGUUCAGCCAAAAAUGUUCAGUUGAUGUUUUAUAAGCCCACUAGAUUAUUAAAACAAACUAAGAAUUGAAGCAAGAACUACACCACCAUCUGUAUGUCUCAAUAACUGUCUGUCUUGUUUUCCAAAUAAUACAUAAACAUUAACCUGAUAUGAUUGUAUGUAAAAAGAAACUUGAGCCAGAUAAGAACAAUUACAAAACAAAGAACAUUCCUCUUAACAACAUUCACCAGCAACAUUAGGGUAAAAUUUGUUGUAUAUUCAUUAAAAUUAACUUUUACUUACUUUUCCAAAAUAUAUUUCAAUUUUUGUUUUUUAUUACUCUAAUGUGUAAUGAGUAAAUUUCCAAAUAACUUGUAUGUACCCACAAUGGGUUUGUGGUAAAAACAUCACAAGUUGUUUCAUGAAUUUGUUGUUUUAGUAAGAAAUGUUUCAAAGAUAUAUUUUUAAAAAGUCUUGACAUUUUGGAACUCUCUUUUAUAGGUUAUCUUAUGCAGAAGAAUGAUUCAAAUGUUAUUUCAUUAGCUUUUAUUUUUCUUCAAGCAGGUUUGUUGAGAAAAAUCAAAUCUCAGGUUUUUACCAAACAUUCUUUAAACUAUCAUAAGUUUAGGUACUCUCUAUCAUGGUGAUGAUUUUUCAAGAUUAUUUUCAGAAUUUACUCAUGUUCCACCUGACUUAAAGGAUGUUUUUAAUACUGGCUCAUGAAGAAAAGUAGUUUCACAUGAGUAGAAUUCAGUAAAGAGACAAAGUUGAAUAUGUCAGUAAAUGAUUAUUUGUUAGGAAGUCACUUCAAACAUAAUGAGAAAAAGUCAUAUUUUGCUGACCUGACCAUCUACAGAAGAUUGGAGGAAGUUGAGAAGAUAACAGAAUGAACUUUUCUGUGGAAUAAACUGGAUAAUUAACCUGUAGUUCUCUCUCUCUGUCUGCUAAGUUGUAGAAAUUGCAUUUUUUUUUUGUAUGACAGUUAAAAAUAGCAUUAAACUUACUUUUUAUCUAACUUAAGUAUAAACUUUGAUCCAGAAUUAGCCCAUCAUGUGGGAUAAAAACAUUGGUAUAAUCCUUUUAAGUUGUUUCUAAACAUAAUGUGUAAGAUGUAAAUUCUGACUUUGAUCCAAAGUUAUCCUAUCAUGUGGGAUAAAAACAUUGGUAUAAUCCUAUAAAUUGUUUCUAAACAUAAUGUGUGUAAGAUGUAAAUUCUGACUUUGAUCCAAAGUUAUCCUAUCAUGUGGGAUAAAAAUGUUGGUAUAAUCCUAUAAAUUGUUUCUAAACAUAAUGUGUGUAAGAUGUAAAUUCUGACUUUGAUCCAAAGUUAUCCUAUCAUGUGGGAUAAAAACAUUGGUAUAAUCCCUUUAUGUUGUUUCUACACAUAAUGUGUAAGAUGUAAAUGGUAAGGAAAACAAACAUUAGUGAAGAAUAGAAACUGCAAUUAUACUUCUUCAGGAAAAAAAUUAAUAGCAUGUGUUCUAUAAAGCCUGAUUUACUGUCGUUAAUCAGUCAUGAAUAAUGAAAUUUGGAGGAAGAAUUCAUCAUAGAAUUGACAUAUACCAUAAGUUCAUACUAUAUAAUACAUUGUCAAAUAUACAGAUGUUUAAGACUAGCAUUUAUAGUUUUGGAACACAAAAUAAAUGUUUUUUUUCAUGAAAAACUAAGAAAGAUAAAAACUGUUACAAUAUAUGAUUCACAAUCUAGAAUUAUCCAUAUAAUUGGAUAGUCAUAAAUAUAAUUUCUAGUAAGGAAGAAGUUCUGAAAUUCCUGUUUAAAAGUUUACACCAAUUUUUCUGGGUAUCAAAAUAACAUAAUAACAAACUUACUUGAAUAUAAAA
Messenger RNA from Limulus polyphemus (Atlantic horseshoe crab), 2642 nucleotides. RefSeq lists its product as uncharacterized. The transcript has 4 exons. Lineage: Eukaryota; Metazoa; Arthropoda; Merostomata; Xiphosura; Limulidae. The coding region runs from base 237 to 722 and encodes 161 amino acids. The record is from RefSeq and is a predicted model, not a curated record.